AAUCUUAACCAUUCAAAACAAUACGACACAUAUUAAGCUGUUUUUGUAGAAUCCAUGAUUUUCCAGAUGGUGUCGCCUCAAAUCCUAUGUUGCCGAAAUGAAAAGGCGCGCUCGUACGCAUGGAUGAUAGAACAUCUAACAAAACGGCGUAUUCUACCCCUCAGAACGACCUCGACAGUCGACGCUCUGUGUGUUUGUGUGUGUUAAAGGUGGAACCAGAGAGGGAAAGUGGUGAUCGGCUGCGACGAGAGCUCAAGCAACCAUGGAAAAUAGCAGAAGAAAAAUAGGACGCACCCAAAUCAGUACCAGCAAAGAAUCACAGGAAGAGAGCCAAGAACCAAAAGGAUGCGCACCAACAAGUGACUGUGGGACUACUUUACAAGACCUGCCAUCCCAACUCAUCAUGGAAAUUCUCUCAUGGCUCCCCAUGAAGACCAUCUUCAGUUGCAAGUGCGUCUGCAAACUGUGGCAGGGCCUACUUUUGGAUCCUCAUCUAAUUAAUUUGCAUCUGUCAAGAGCACCCAUUAGCCUAUUGCUUAGAACCAUUCAGAAGAACAGAAAACCGAGAAUGCUCCACUUGUUUGACCUUCAAGGCAACAAUAUCGAUUGUCGUGGAUCAAGGAUUAAGCUUAAGAAGAAAUCAAAUCUCCCUGACGCUGAAUUUGGUUUUGUAAAUUCCUGUAAUGGGUUGCUUUGCUUGUGUGAACCUGGUAAGAAGGACCCUAUAUACGUGUGUAAUCCAAUAUUAGGUGAGUACAUUACGCUUCCAAAAGUAAAAAAGGACGUUAAAGUAGUUGGUGCUGGGUUUGGUUUUAGUUUAGAGACUAAAGAAUACAAGGUGGUCCAGGUUCUCCGUAUAAUGGGUACUGAUCCCAUUACAAGGGAGAUAUAUGACCAUUAUGAGGCUGAGAUAUAUGUUCUUGGUACGGGUUCAUGGAGAAGCAUAGGAAAGGUUAUGUACAACAUCAAUGCUGGUUUUUAUUUCAACACCUUUGUGAAUGGAGCACUUCAUUGGGAAGUGAUGGAGCAUAAUACUCCUGAUUUUAUACGUGCUUUUGACUUUGGGAGCGAGAAAUUCCGAGCGGUUCCAGCACCUUCUGCAUUUGUUCGAUCCGAGAAAGAGUUUAUUGAUUAUAUGCGUUUUGGCGUAUUGUUAGGCUGUCUUUCUAUAAGUGAUUCUGGAGAGUCUGAUCAUGUUGAUAUAUGGGUGAUGAACGAAUAUGGGAUAAAGGAGUCGUGGACUAAAAACUUUGUCAUUACAAAUUUAGUUUUUGAAAGGCAUCAUUUGGACUAUUAUCAACCAAUAAUGAUUCUUGACAGUGGUGAAAUUUUGAUCUUACUUAAUGAGGGUUCUCUUUUAAGCUAUGAUCCCAGAGAAGAGGUCUUCAACUAUCUUUCUACUUACGGGGUCAGAUCAAAGUUUCAAGCAAUUGCUCAUAUUCCUAGCUUCAUUUCACUAAGGGAUGUUGCAAAGGGAGAAAAUUUGAAGGAAGCUGAUUGGUAGGAAGUAAGAUUCUUUCUUUGAUGGUCCUUCUAUUGUUCUGAGAUAGGAGUACUACCUAGCUUUGAGGAAUCCUUGUGUUGAAUUCCAAAUCUGCCCUGCUUGGCCUGGGGAUUAUGGCAUGUUUCACCACUCUGCCAGUGCAGUCUAUCUGCUUGUGAUUUUCCUCAGUCUAAUUAUUUUGACAUAAUGGUGAUGAAAAAUUAUGAUAUUAAGGGGUCUUCGACUAAAGGGUUUACUCGUUGAAAUUUUAACUGUGGAAAGGAGGCAAUUAGAUUAUUAUGAAAGAAUGAUGAUUGUGGACAGUGGGUAAGUCUUUAUGUCAUUUAAUGAGGAGGUUUUGUAAUCUAUAUUUUCAAAUUCCUAAGGAUUUCUUUAUUACUUAACCAUUGUGGCGGGAUCAGAGUCUGAAGCAAUGUUUUAUAUUCACAGCUUUGUUUCACUUGUUUCCAAGAGAGGAAUUUGAAUAUAUUUAAUCAUGUUAAAAUGUAUAAAUCUAAGCUUCACCUAUUUGCCAAUGACACCUUAUGAAUGGAACAGAAUAUGCAAAAUGACUAGAGCAGCCUAUCUAUUGCUAUUCUCAAGAAUAUUGUUUACUGAGCUAUGUUGUCCAUAACAAUAUCUUGUUCUGGCUUGUAAGAUUUUUAAAAUAUUGCAUUGGGUAAUUAUUAAAUGUUCUUGUGCAUCCUUCAUCUCCUUCAAUUAGCCGA
Alnus glutinosa is the source of this 2211-nucleotide messenger RNA. Its product is annotated as F-box protein At3g07870-like. The record is from RefSeq and is a predicted model, not a curated record. Lineage: Eukaryota; Viridiplantae; Streptophyta; Magnoliopsida; Fagales; Betulaceae. The coding region runs from base 263 to 1504 and encodes 413 amino acids. Gene Ontology annotation, molecular function: protein binding. The transcript has 3 exons.